AUGCCUAUCAUCAGCAAUGCAAAUGACUUCAGUAAUUUCUCCAUUAGCACAGAUGACAGCAGCCUUGACCAUUUUUUUACUGAGAUCCCUGAGACAAAGACCAUUAAAGGAGUGUACUUUCAGCGAGCCCAGCGAAUACGUGACCCCUCUGCACUCACAAAUGUCGAUCACAGCAAACUGGCCCUCGUGAAUGUUGGUGGGGAUCGUUACAUGUUUGCCUGGAGCACACUGGAUGACUUCCCACUUUCCCGUUUAGGCCAGCUACGUCACUGCAGCAGUCCCGAAGACAUUGCCCGGCUGUGCGAUGACUAUGAUGAAGUUAGCCAUGAGUUCUUCUUCGACCGCAGUGCCACUGCCUUCCGCGUCAUCCUGAACUUCCUGGCAGCAGGGAAGCUGAGGCUGUUGAGGCAGGCAUGUGCUGUUUUUCUCUCAGAUGAGCUUGCUUAUUGGGGCAUUGAGACCAGUGGGAUGGAGCGCUGCUGUAGACGUGUUAUGAUCACCUGUGUGGAGGAGGUGGCUGAGAAGAAGCGGAAAGCGGAAGCUAGGAGGCAGAAGAGGCUGAUGAAACAACCAACACAUGAGACAGAGGAAGGUUUCCGUGGCUUCUUGAGCCGCCUCCGAGACGUGGUGGAGAACCCACACUCUGGCUGGCUGGGCAAGAGCUUUGCCUGUGUCUCAGUGGCUAUGAUUGCUGUCACCGUGGUUAGCUUGUGCGUCAGCACUAUGCCUGAUCUCAGAGAGGAAGAGAGCCGAGGCGAAUGUUCCCCAAGGUGUCAACAGAUGUUCAUCGUGGAGACUGUGUGUGUGGCCUGGUUUACCCUCGAGCUUGCUCUACGCUUCCUGCAGGCCCGUAGCAAGCUAGAAUUUGCACGUGGGCCACUCAACGUCAUUGAUGCUGUGGCCAUUCUGCCGUACUAUAUUUCCCUGGUGGUGGAUGAGAAAGAUCUGAGGAUGGGAGAUCGUAUAAAUGUAGGUGGAGGGUAUUUGGAUAAGCUGGGUCUGAUUCUGAGGCUCAUGCGUGCCCUGCGUAUCUUGUACGUCAUGCGGCUGGCCAGACACUCACUGGGUUUGCAGACUCUUGGCCUGACGGUGCAAAGGAGCAUGCACGAUUUUGGUCUUCUGCUACUUUUUGUGUGCGUGGCUGUCACAUUGUUCUCUCCUCUCAUACACUUGGCUGAGAGUGAGCACCAUGGCUUCAGCAGCAUCCCUGCCUGCUAUUGGUGGGCUAUCAUCUCCAUGACCACAGUGGGCUACGGUGACAUGGUCCCACGCACCAUCCCGGGUCAGGUGGUGGCCUUCAGCAGCAUCCUGAGCGGCAUCCUUAUCAUGGCUUUCCCAGCUACCUCUAUUUUCCAUGUGUUCUCACGCUCCUAUCGUGAGCUGAGACAGGAACAUGAAAUGAUAUGCAAAGAGGAAAAAGCUGCCUUAUUAGCUGUGGAGGAGGUCUGGAUAGAAUCAGAGAGGGACUCUUUUGGUUGGAUGCAAGAAUAUCUCAACAAAAUCCAUGAGGAUAAGAAUGAGGAUGGGCCUGAAAAAUCUGUUUUAACAGCAACAGCAUGCUCAGACUUGCAAUAG
This is a messenger RNA of Neoarius graeffei (lesser salmon catfish), 1575 nucleotides long. It is a transcript of the gene kcng4b, whose product is annotated as potassium voltage-gated channel, subfamily G, member 4b. The coding region runs from base 1 to 1575 and encodes 524 amino acids. NCBI's taxonomy places the organism in Eukaryota, Metazoa, Chordata, Actinopteri, Siluriformes, Ariidae. Gene Ontology annotation, cellular component: voltage-gated potassium channel complex; membrane. The transcript is spliced from 2 exons. The record is from RefSeq and is a predicted model, not a curated record. Gene Ontology annotation, molecular function: delayed rectifier potassium channel activity. Gene Ontology annotation, biological process: protein homooligomerization; potassium ion transmembrane transport.